This is a messenger RNA of Fusarium verticillioides 7600, 5863 nucleotides long. RefSeq names its product 1-phosphatidylinositol-4-phosphate 5-kinase. The coding region runs from base 2129 to 5029 and encodes 966 amino acids. Gene Ontology annotation, molecular function: phosphatidylinositol kinase activity. NCBI's taxonomy places the organism in Eukaryota, Fungi, Ascomycota, Sordariomycetes, Hypocreales, Nectriaceae. The record is from RefSeq and is a predicted model, not a curated record. Gene Ontology annotation, biological process: phosphatidylinositol metabolic process. The transcript is spliced from 2 exons.
CAUUUACAAGACCCAAGAUCACGGUAUUGCUCUCACAUAAACAUAUCGGAUGUUAUACAAGUAAAGCCGCGGGAUUAUCGCAGUAUGGACGGAUGUUGGAUGGUAGAUCAGCCGCAUAAACACCGCUGGUGUCAGAAGGGUUGCAGCCAUGACGGAAUGUGCUAGCUAGCGGUCAAGACAAAAAACAAGGGACAGGAACAAAUGUCUUGGGACUUGGAACAUGAGAGAAUGGCGCCGAUCUUGCAAAUCGACAUAUCAGCCGAAACGACGAUCAGUUGCCAUUAGUUGAAUGGUGUGUUUAGUUUGAAGAAACACCACCAACAAAAAUAUGUUGCCACAUACAAAUCAUUCUCACUAUUUCAUGUUCAAGUUGAGAUGAGGAGUAAAUACUGGUAGAUUAGUCCUUAGGUAGCUUGGUUUUCAUAUCCACGACAACGAGAUUGAAAGAGAUGGGGGAGACCAGGAGAGUGGAUCUUGAUCCCCCGUGGCUGUGUUAACGGUGCCUGGGGUGAUUGAUGUUGACGGGAUCCAAUCCAGGCUGCAGAUGACUUACAAGGUUCUUUAAUAGCCAGUAACAAGCACUCAAAGCCUUUAAAGCAUCCGAACAAUAUUGAAAUCGGAUCAGCUGAUUCAACAUCAAGUUACUGAACCUGUUUUCUACAGAACAGAGGAAGAGUCAACGCUUGAAGACCACAAGUUUCAUGUUGAAGAGACAUGAGUCGAGAUAUAACUCGUUACCCACUGUUCGACUUCUGAGGCAAACUUAGAAUGAGACGGGCACUGAUUGAUGCUUCAUGACAAGGAUGACAUUGAAUAGGGAGAUCGUAUUGAAUCAUGGAGAAAGCCUGGGCUAUAAUGCUGUACGGAGUUCCGUACUGCACUGUAAAGUUGGCUGCUCUCUCAUGUUAGCAACCCCUUGGCGAGAUAAGGAGGAUGAUUAUGGCCACAGAUCGUCAAAUCUGACAACACCACAACCGACCGGCACUUCUAAUGGCAUCUUAAAUUGUGUCAAUGGGGUGUAUCUUUUCUCUGACCCGUACCGUACCUCUCAAAAUACAAGAGCUAGACGCCAAUAUUGCAAGCCACCGAUAAAUAGUAGCAGCGGCAUCAGACGGACGGGAGACGGGUUUCCAGGGCUGUCUGCCAAGCCUCAAGCCAAGCCCAUCUGGCGUGGGACCUAUGCCACGCAAACCCUCUCCUUUCAGCGGUCCACACAGCCCAGUCGCCUUGCUUCAGUGGGUGGAGUGCACUGAAAGAUAGCCCUGAAUACGUUGUGCCCAGUAAAACAGAGCCUGAGGUGUCACGCCGUCCACCAAUCCUCACAUCCCAUAUCAGCCGGGAUCCCGGGUGCGUCCCCCCUCCCCAUCCUUUAUCCCAUUGGGUAAGGUACCAUCUCCUUCCCCCUUCUUCCUUACAGGACACACAGAGAGACGCCUCAUUUCCAGUUUUAGGUACAGGCCAGGCCAGGCAGGAAGGAGCUGCUGCAACUACUGAAAGAACAAGCCCAGGCCCCCGUCAAUUUUUCCCACCCGGAUUUCUCCCAGCCUCACCACCACCACCAUCAACCAACACUAGGUACACUACACCAUCCAUCCUCCGUCUCUCUUCUCCGUCUCCGUCGCCCACCUCACCUCACCUCACACCCAGAAUUCGAUCUAAUUCGACAGCACAUUAAUUGGGAAUUCGAUACACGAAAUCGCUUCCCAUCGCAAUCAUCUUCAUACAACUCCCGUAGCCCUUUUAAUCUACAGCUUCAACUUCGCCUGGGCUUUCGCUCUCCCCCCUCGACUUUUCACCCCAGCGUGGUGUCCCUGCCCUGCCCAUUGGUCGACCCGCCAAGCAUCCCCCCGUGCGCCCAGCCCGCAAGGCCCUCGAACCAAUUUCCCUCUCUCUCGUCUCUACCGCCCAUUGUCCACCAGCAACGUUAAUACUCAUCCCAGAGUUAGUGAGAGCGAGCCACUGCGACAGGAAGCCAAGUGAUUGCAGAGCCCGACGACGUCUCGACGAUAUUAUCACAUCCACAACCCCCGAUUUAGGCUCGAAAUAGCGUCACUUCACCUAGUAGCAUCUACCGCGUCAGCACUCGCUGGUCUUGGCCUCCAGCGAGCUCUUCACAUUCCCGCUCGACAUGCCAUCGUUUCUCUCCGAUCAGGACAAUUCCACAAUCUUUAGCAAUAACCCCGAUAUCCUCAACCUUGAUCCCACGAACCAGUUCGGCUUCGUAAACAAGGAGAGGGUGAAUGGGGGUUCUAUCCGCCACGCCCGAUCCGAUAUGAUCAAUGAGAGCUUUGACGAGAGCUCAAUUUCCUCUACGCACGCGUCCGACGUCUCCGACUCAACACCGGCGCCUAUGAAUGGCAACAGUAACAGCACGCGGCCCACGAGCAUGAGCUCUAAUUCCAACGGCAUGUCCGCCACGGCUACUCACACCCAACAAGACGAUGUAAAUGGAGUCGGCAAGUUUGGGCAGCAGCCCAUGCCUAAUGGCACAGCGAACCUAGUCGACCGCACACGCCAACACUCAUCCGAUACCAAUGGCAUCAAUUCCAACACAGCCUCUACCAAUAAUCAUCAACAAAACAACAUACUAUCAAAGCCCUUACCUUCGGAACCCCAAACGACAGAGGGGACCUCUGAGAAACCCCCAAGCAGGAGCUUUGAUGGAAACCACACACUCUCACUUUCUCCAUUCCCUGUAGAGCCGCGCGGUUCUCAGUCACAAACUGCUCUCUCGGCGAAUAAUAAUACGAACACCGACGCAGCGCAGGCACUGCACCCUCGCACAAAUGGUGCUCAUCGAUUGUCAUCACCACCAAUCUAUAACCCGUCAAGCGCAGCAGCCUCAUCCACAGGACACUUACAAGCACCCCCUGGUCUCAAGCAACGACAUACCCUCGAUGUACCAAAAUACGUGCCUGGGCGCGGUUCAAAAGACGGAAUGGAUACAGCUCAAGCUAGUGGUCGCUUCUCCCCUACUAAUGCUGGAAGCUCAAGUGGCCGACGACCCUCGUUGAGUAUGGGUAGAAGGCCAACUCGAUCAAUGCAGUCAGAUGGACCACGGGAUGAGAUUGUACCAGAUGAGGAUGCUCUUCGUUGGGCAGAGGCAUUGCGACAAAAGAGAGCUAGCAAGAGGAGGAGAAAGGAGGAGGAGGAUGACGAUCGUGUUCUUGUUGGUACCAAGGUUGACGAGAAUCACGCCAACUGGGAGACGGCCUACAACAUGCUUACAGGUAUUCGUGUUUCGGUUUCGAGGACGAAUGCCAAGCUCGACCGAGAGUUGACAGAUGCCGAUUUUGAGACUAAGCAGAAGUCGACAUUUGACAUCGCCGGUAACGAGCUGGUGCCGUCUGCCAAGUAUGAUUUCAAGUUCAAGGACUACGCUCCUUGGGUUUUUCGUCGCCUCCGAGCUCUCUUCCGCCUGGACCCUGCCGAUUAUCUGAUGUCGCUCACGGGCAAGUAUAUUCUUUCUGAGCUGGGAUCUCCUGGCAAGAGCGGAAGUUUCUUUUACUUCUCACGGGAUUACAAGUACAUCAUCAAGACCAUUCACCAUGCUGAGCAUAAGUUUCUUCGCAAGAUCCUUAAAGAAUACUACCAGCAUGUUAAAGACAACCCAAACAUGCUUCUCUCACAGUUUUACGGCCUCCAUCGAGUCAAGAUGCCAUAUGGAAAAAAGAUUCACUUUGUUGUGAUGAACAACCUCUUUCCCCCACACCGAGAUAUUCACACCACUUUCGAUCUGAAGGGCUCUACUAUUGGUCGAGACUACAGGGAAGAGGAUUUGGAGAAAAAUCCCAGGGCGACCUUGAAGGAUCUCAACUGGCUGAGGCGACAGCGGAGCCUCGAGUUGGGCAUUCAGAAGAAGCGCAUGUUCCUUGAGCAACUACAACGGGAUGUUGCUCUCCUGAAGAGACUUAAGAUCAUGGACUACUCACUACUGGUUGGCAUACAUGAUGUCUCUCGAGGGAAUGAAGAGAACCUUCGUGACAAGACACUACAAGUGUUCAACCCUGGUGGUGAGAAGUCUCCCGACGACGAGCCCAACUCGGUCCUCCUUCGCACACCAUCCAAAUUAGAAAACCAACGUAAGGCUAGGGAACUGAGACAGAUGAUUCGCCAGGAGCGACCAGUACCCAUGGGCCAGUCAGCUAACAAGAUGCCUGAUGAGUUACAAGAAGGCCAACAUCGACCUGGAUGGGUAUUUGGACAGGAUGACGGUGGUUUUAGGGCGACCCAUGAAGAUAACACUCCAGGGGAUGAAAUUUACUAUCUCGGAGUCAUCGACUGCCUCACUCAUUAUGGAAUCGUCAAAAAGAUCGAGCACUUCUGGAAGGGCUUAUCCAGUGACAAGACCCAAAUCUCAGCACUACCACCUGACCAGUAUGGUGACCGGUUCUACCAUUUCAUCGAAGGUGUCACCAUGUCCACCGAAGAGGCUCACAGGGAAGCCGAAAGGAGACACCAGGAAAUGAUUGAAUCUCAACGUUCAGAAAACAGGGUGUCAAGCUGGAAUUCUCGCCGGAGGUCUUCUCAGGCCGUUCCACCGAUGCCAACCCAUGUGCCACCUCCACCACCUGGCCCACGAUCUCCGGAAGCUCAGGAAACACUCGAACGGGCUAACAAGGAGGCCGAGCGCUCUGAGAGGCAUGGACAUACCGAGAACCAGGUUCCAGACCGAGUCUUGACUACCGGCACUUCUAGGGACAACCGCGAUUCUUUGCAGCAUGAGCCUAUCUUGCCGGUGGUGCAGGAGGUCGGUGAAAAUGGCCGCGACGACACCGAGGCCAAGCCUCCGAAAACCUCUCAAGACCUCAACAAGAGCCUACCUCCGACGAGAGCACCGCCCCCAACUCCUCCCAAGUCAGGAUAUGCUGGACCCGGAAGCGCAGAUAGUGGCUAUGCAGGUCUGAGCAAUGGUACAGGUCCCGUCAAUCAAGGACAGAGAGUGAGCAUCGAUAGUCUCAACAAGGAGCUGCCUCCAUUACCAAGGAAGGAUGGGACAGACGACAAUGGAGUACGACUGGUAGCUUAGGUUGCGGCCAAGGUCAAACCAAGGAGUCACCUGCAGGUUUGUCGAGGAGGACAACGAUGGAUUCACGAUUAAGAAAGCGAACGACGCAGAUACAUACACAAGGUUGACGAGCGACGGAACCAUCGCCAACCACCAAUGAUGCAUUAGAAAAGCGAGACACCUGGCGACACCCCUUUAUUCACAUUUCUAUCACACUCUUGAGCUGGACCAUUCCUUGACCAGCCUUGCAUUAUUUCCUUAUUGUUAUUCUGUCAAUCAACAUCUUUGGCAUACUGGACUCGGCCUCGGUCUAUGAAAGCAAGUUUCUAUUUCAGUCACAUUUUCCUUUGUCAGCCACGAAGCAGAGAAGCACUCGGAAAGGUGGUGGUGGGUGGGCGAGCCGUCCGUAUCGCCAGGUUCAAGGGCGGUCGGUGUCUCUGGAGCGAGUGCAGAUAUGGUUCCUUUUAUCAAAAAAAGAAGAAGAUAUGGAUGAUACCACCACGCUUAGCACGCUACGGUCUGUUUUUUAUUCACUUUUUUCCUGGUCGUUAAUCAAUUCUUUGUUGACCGGCCCCCUUUUCACAUGAUAUCUCGUUUUUGUCAUAUACUUAUUGUCCUCUCUUGGGUUUUCAUCAGCUGGCAGGGCUUGCACAGGCAGCGGCUUAGAUAGUAGGAAUAGAUAGAUUUGGUAGGAUAAAGACUUGAGUUGGCUCAUUGGGAGGAAUGGGCGUGGUGUGGUGUGGUGUGGUACAGUGAGUGCAAUUGCAGUUGUGAUUGUAACUUUUGGGGUGUGAGUUGGUGGUAUUGUAGUAUUUUACAGUGAUAUAAUACAAAUAUGUAUAACAAGUACUGGCC